Molecule: messenger RNA, 1380 nt
Organism: Scheffersomyces stipitis CBS 6054
Lineage: Eukaryota; Fungi; Ascomycota; Pichiomycetes; Serinales; Debaryomycetaceae
Gene: MUC1.10
Product: repeated sequence with similarity to MUC1
Exons: 1
Coding region: 712-1380 (222 amino acids)
Source: RefSeq, a predicted model, not a curated record
AAACUGGCUCAAGCCAAACCAGUCAGUAGUUCUGCAACCUUGAAAGAGAACUUCCAAUUAACAGACGAUGACUAUCAGCAGUUUUGGAAAGCUAUAGCUAAAGUACAACGUAGGUAUCCAAAAGGGGUGGAGGAAAUUCACAGGGUUCACCUCGGUCACAGGGACCGACAUGGGUCCUCCGAGGCUCUGCCAGAAUGCCUGAUGUGUUUCAAUGAAAUACCAAGACCUCAGUUUUUUCACCAUAUUUACCAAGAUUGUUCAAUCAGCCGUACAUUAUGGGACAUACUUCGUCCUACAGAAAUCACAUUAAAUUUAAAGAAUCUCAUUUGCAAUUCUUCACUUUCACAGGCUGCAUAUCUCUCGUGGAAUCAAUACCUUUUAGCUGUUCAUCUUUUUAGAUGCCGACGGCGAAAUCCAAUGGACAGGGACAUUUUCACCUGUUCUAUGCUUUCAUCUUGGGUAUCGAUUUUGCAGUCUAGACGUCUUAUUUAAACAUUUUACAAGUCCGGUAGCUUAUACCGUUGUCAAGUUUUUUACAGUUUUCUAAGGAUAUCACCUAGUUUUUAGGUCAUAUCACCCGGAGGUUUUUAUCCUAGGAUUUCCUUCACCAUUCGGUAUGGAUUAGAGGAAGAUUUAUAUACUUUGUAGUUGAUAGGUUGGACUUUAGUCGUAAUACAUGCCAUUUCGUAAAAAAAAAAAAGGGCCUGUCCAAUGUCAGAACUACGACCAAUCAAUCAGCCAGAGGGACCUCUAGGGGUUUUCUCUGGUGAAAGCUCUUCAAAUCAAGCCUUAAACGAGCCAAAACCACCGGAUAUUGACCGAAAUCCACACGACCAUGUCGCACCCCAUGAUCUGAUGGACCUCGAUGGCGAGUCCACAGAUGCCGAUGAAAACGGCAAUUUAGAGCCAUCCUUCGUGACUGCAGUGUCAUCUACCUCUGAGGAACCGGCCCAACUACGGGAUAAUCCCACGGACGAGCUGGUUAUUCAGAACCAGACCCCAUUAAGUCCUACUAUGGAAAGUUUUGAAACCUCAGUUUCGGAAAUUUUUCAAAGUCACGUGCUUGACGAGGUACACGACCAGGAAAUGGCUGCAAACGAUGAUAAUGAAAUGGAUCACAUUUCUUUAAAUUCUACAACCAGCCUCUCGAACUUGCCCGAACAAGAAGAUUCUCUCCUUGUACACCAACUUAAAGAAAAUACAAAAACCCAAAAAAAUUCUGAAUCCUUACAAUACUUAAAUAAAAACCAAAAAAACUCCGAAAAUACAAAACUCCCAGAAAAAAAUACACAAGACCUUGAAGCAGAGGAAUACCCACUCUUAGGAACCUCAAAGAGUUCUUCUAAGAAAAGGAUUCAUCCCUCAAACCCCAACUAUUAA